Molecule: messenger RNA, 1077 nt
Organism: Homarus americanus (American lobster)
Lineage: Eukaryota; Metazoa; Arthropoda; Malacostraca; Decapoda; Nephropidae
Product: gustatory receptor for sugar taste 64a-like
Exons: 7
Coding region: 1-1077 (358 amino acids)
Biological process (GO): detection of chemical stimulus involved in sensory perception of taste; sensory perception of chemical stimulus
Cellular component (GO): membrane
Molecular function (GO): taste receptor activity
Source: RefSeq, a predicted model, not a curated record
AUGCCUUCACCAGCUGGGACAGAAGUACAGGAUGGUCUUACAAGAUGCCCUAAGACUGUCUCCGAUGACGUGAAUUGGGGAAAAGACGAGGCUGUGGACUGCUUCAGGAGCCUGGUACCUGUGGUGCGUCUGGCCAACGUCUUCGGGUUGAUGCCGCUCUCUGUUAAGGGCGGCCGCUUCAAGUUCGUGAGGUUGAGCCUGCUGACGGCGUACGCUCUGUUGGUGACGUCCAUUAUGGCACUGUUCCUGGUGGUGAGGGUCGUGGCGCUGCUGAGCCUGAAGGAGGAAGACAGUGAGGAGGACUGGGUGCCACUCCUCACCGCGACCGUCUUCUACCUUCUGGGGGCCACGGGUGCCAUCCUCUUGAUGCGCCUCGCCUGGGAGCUCCCUGAUGUUAUGGUCAGGUGGGCGGGGGUUGAGGGGCGGCUGGGGGGCGUGGCGUCCUCGAGGGUGAAGCUGGUGGUGUGUGCUGUGGUGUUCAUGUUGUCGGCUGCCGGGGAGACCACCGCCUCCGUCUUCUACAACAUCCCCCUCAACUGUACCGUCGGCUUCUGGACGUUGCUGGAGUGUUACGUGGUGGCAGGACACAAGUACGAGACACAGCUCCUGGGGUACACUGACGGCACGGGCCUCGUCAUCCUGCUGAUCAACAAGUACGCCACUGUCGUCUGGAACUUCGUCGACGUCCUCAUCGCCAGCUUCGCCAUCAUCCUCACUCGCCACAUACGGGUCUACAAUGCUCGCCUCAAGUCUGGGUGCGGGUGGUGGGGGGCGGAGGAGUGGAGGAGCGGGCGGGAGGAUCAUCUGGCCUUCCUUCAGCUACUGAGGGUCAUGGAUAAAGCCUUGGGGCCCCUCGUCCUACAGUCCUACGUCACCAAUCUCUUCUUCAUCCUGGUGCAGUUAUACCUCGGCCUCAGACCCAGUCGCCGAGAGGACGUGGUGGCUCGGUUGUACUUGACGUGGUCCUUCCUGCACCUGGUGGCUCGUCUCCUGUUGGUAUCCUUCACCUGUUCUGCCAUUCACGAGACCUCCAAGUACAGCCUAGUCCAACUGUUGAACAUCCCCACCGAGCGGUAA